Messenger RNA from Tigriopus californicus, 734 nucleotides. RefSeq lists its product as uncharacterized. NCBI's taxonomy places the organism in Eukaryota, Metazoa, Arthropoda, Copepoda, Harpacticoida, Harpacticidae. The record is from RefSeq and is a predicted model, not a curated record. The coding region runs from base 147 to 599 and encodes 150 amino acids. The transcript is spliced from 3 exons.
GUGGGGUUUCCCUCAGGGGUGGUUUUCGCCCCCAAAAACCGUCCCUGAGAUUACCUUGGAGGGUGAGCCUCUGAAUUUCAUCAAUCUGAAUCAGAUCAUCUACCUAAACACAAGCACAUCCCGUUCCUUUUAAGAACUCAUAAGACAUGAAGCUCAAGUUUCUCCUAACCCUGGGCCUUUGCGUAGCCUUGUGUCAGUCUGCAGUUAUUCGCAAGAAUUCCCGCCCAAAGCGGACUUUAGGUCUUUUGACGGCUGGAGGCAGUGCGGUUGGGGCUGGAUUGGGCGCGGCUGGAAGUGCGGCUGCCACAGCCUUCGGCGUGGCCGCAUCCGCCAAGCCUCUAAUUCUCUUGGGACUCGGAAAAUAUGCUCUCCUGAACAUGCUUUCGCGACCAGGCAGCCAAGUUGGAAUCACUCUAGGAUAUAACGCUCCCAACUAUCAGAACUACGCCUCUUACCCCUCGGCAGCAGGAUCUCAACCUAUCGUGGUGAAUGAUGGUUCUUAUGGGUACCCGUCGGCCUAUGAAUACACCCAGCCCCAAGAGCCCAUCUUUGUGGAGCAAUUUAACGAAUCACCCGUCUAUUACGAAAAUGAAUGGUGAGGGCCUGGCGUUGGGAAAUAGCAUCUUGACACGAAUUUAGGAAUCCAAUUGUCGACAAAUAAAACUGUUACUACCUCAUUAUUUAAUAAAAUUCCUUGUGGAGACUUGGAUGGGUUAUUAUUGACUUCAAGUCUU